UGAGACGUUAGUGCGCAUGCGGGGGUGAAAGGUUGACGGUCGUGCGGCGGCUAAGCUAACAGCCUCGUAACUAGCUACAUGUGGAGGCUGAAAGGGAAGCCAUCCAGUCACAUUUCCCCGCUUUUAGCGGCUACAACUUCCUAGUUUAGCCUUGUGGAGGAUCAAAGGUUGUCUGUGCGCACAAUGAAAGGUAGCCGCAUCGAGCUGGGGGACGUGACGCCCCACAACAUCAAGCAGCUGAAGCGUCUGAACCAGGUCAUCUUCCCUGUCAGCUACAACGACAAGUUCUACAAGGAUGUGCUGGAGGUGGGCGAGCUGGCCAAGCUAGCGUACUUCAACGACAUCGCGGUGGGGGCCGUGUGCUGCAGAGUGGACCACUCUCAGAACCAGAAGAGGUUGUACAUCAUGACGCUGGGCUGCCUGGCGCCCUACCGGAGGCUCGGCAUUGGUACAAAGAUGCUGAAUCAUGUGCUCAACAUCUGCGAGAAGGAUGGCACUUUUGACAACAUUUACCUUCACGUGCAGAUCAGCAACGAGUCGGCCAUGGACUUUUACCAGAAGUUUGGCUUUGAGAUCAUGGAGACCAAGAAGAACUACUACAAGAGGAUAGAGCCGGCAGACGCCCACGUCCUGCAGAAGAGUCUGAAGAGUGCGGCCAGCCAAGAGCUGCAGAAGACGGAGUGAACUGUGACAAACACAAAGGAGGCUAAAAGCAGAACUCAUUCGGGGGGAAUCUAAAUUAGUUUUGGGGAUUGGUUGUUUUUGUGCAUAUUUGAUUGCUUCCCAGCCAAUUGACAAAGAGCCUGCCAGGUUGUGUCAGUUCAACAUGUUUUCUUUUAAAGGUCUAUUUGACAUUGCACAGCUUGAUGUUUCAGAGGUUCUCCUGGGUUUGCAACAACUACGUCUUGGCUUGUGUUGAAGGGCCUUCAGCACUCCACCUUUGCUGCCUUCCCCGAGGGCCCAUGUCCACCUUGUUGGCCCCAGAGGAAGCUCUGCCUUCCCCGAGGGCCCAUGUCCACCUUGUUGGCCCCAGAGGAAGCUCUGACUCCACCGAGGGCCCAUGUCCACCUUGUUGGCCCCAGAGGAAGCUCUGACUCCACCGAGGGUCCAUGUCCACCUUGUUGGCCCCAGAGGAAGCUCUGACUCCACAUGCAAGUAGUAUCAGCAUGCCUGAAGAAUUUUAUCUUUUCUGGAGCUCUAUAUUGUAAGACUUUUUAACCUGGAAAUAAAGGAAGUACUAUUUGC
Entelurus aequoreus (snake pipefish) is the source of this 1245-nucleotide messenger RNA. It is a transcript of the gene naa50, whose product is annotated as N-alpha-acetyltransferase 50, NatE catalytic subunit. Gene Ontology annotation, cellular component: NatA complex. The transcript has 5 exons. The record is from RefSeq and is a predicted model, not a curated record. Gene Ontology annotation, biological process: mitotic sister chromatid cohesion. Gene Ontology annotation, molecular function: acyltransferase activity, transferring groups other than amino-acyl groups. Bases 184 to 684 code for a protein of 166 amino acids. NCBI's taxonomy places the organism in Eukaryota, Metazoa, Chordata, Actinopteri, Syngnathiformes, Syngnathidae.